AUGUCUAUCCCCAUGACCAGACUUGGCGGUCGCGCCUUCAAUGCCGAUGACCACGGUGACGACACUGAGCGCGAGUACGACCGCCUGCGCGACCUCGCCCGUUCCGAGGCCGAGAAGCGCAAUGCUUGCUUCGACAAGUCACGCAAGGCCUACGACUCCGGCGACGGCGCACGCGCCAAGGAGCUCUCCAAUGAAGGCAAGUCGCACGACGCCCGCAUGGACGACUACAACCGCCAGGCCUCCGACUUCAUCUUCCGCGCCAACAACGCCCCCGGCCGCGUCGAGGCGGACUCUAUCGACCUCCACGGCCAGUUUGUCGAGGAAGCCGAGCGCAUCCUUGAGGAGCGCAUCCGUGCCGACCGCGCCCGCGGCCAGACGCACCUCCACGCCAUCGUCGGCAAGGGCAAUCACUCGGUCGGCCACGUCCAAAAGAUCAAGCCCAAGGUCGAGGAGCUCUGCCGCGAACUCGGACUCCAGUGCCGCACCGAAGAGAACGCCGGCCGCAUCUACAUCAACCUCCAGGGCGGCGAACCCCUGCCCCCGCAGCAAAAUCACGGCAAGCCCCAUGGCGGACAACAGCAACAGCACGGCGGUCAGCAGCAGUACCAUGGUGGCCAGCAGCAGCAGCAGCAUGGCGGUCAGCAGUACGGAGGUGGCCAACAACAGCACCAGAACCAGAACCAGGGACAGAACCAGCAGCAAGACGACAUUGCCGCCAUGGUGGAAAAGGUUCUCCCUCGUAUCAUUCGCAAGCUCGAGAAGGCCUGCUGUACCGUCAUGUAA
This is a messenger RNA of Cordyceps fumosorosea ARSEF 2679, 783 nucleotides long. Its product is annotated as Smr domain protein. Lineage: Eukaryota; Fungi; Ascomycota; Sordariomycetes; Hypocreales; Cordycipitaceae. The transcript has 3 exons. Bases 1 to 783 code for a protein of 260 amino acids. The record is from RefSeq and is a predicted model, not a curated record.